Molecule: messenger RNA, 1892 nt
Organism: Osmia bicornis bicornis
Lineage: Eukaryota; Metazoa; Arthropoda; Insecta; Hymenoptera; Megachilidae
Product: kelch domain-containing protein 4-like
Exons: 7
Coding region: 209-1786 (525 amino acids)
Molecular function (GO): protein binding
Source: RefSeq, a predicted model, not a curated record
UUUAUUAAAACCCGUGCCGCGAGCAGAGUGCUUUAGCGCUCCACGGGCACCUUACCCACGUAGUAAACAUUCAAAAAUCCCUAGACAUCUGAAAUCCACGUGCAACAAUGGUAAUAUUGCAAUCCCGAAAAUAUUUUUCUGUUUAUCGUAGCUCUUAGCUUGAUAUCGGGAAACAAUUUCAUAAGUUGAAGAGAUUUUAUUGUAUAACAUGGGUAAAAAGGAUAAAAAUAAGAAAAAGAUAAGCGGUAAUGUAAAAACUGCACUUAAAACUGAAAAAAAACAAAACGCUAAACAGAAAAAAGAAUUGGCUGCACGUGGUGAGGAUGACAUAGAACACGUAAUUGCUGAAAUUGAAAGAGAAGAAGCUAAAAGAAAAUGUAUUAUUGAAAAGACAGUAGCCCCACCGUCUCGACGUAUAAACUGUACUUUAACAGCACAUCCAUUUAAAGAUGAACUUAUUAUAUUUGGUGGAGAAUUUCAUGAUGGAAGAACGACAUUUGUUUAUGGAGACAUGUUUAUAUACAGCUUAAGUAAAGAUGAGUGGACUAUCAUAAAAGCACCCGGUUCUCCUCCUCCACGUUGUAGUCAUCAAGCAGUGACCACAACUGCGAAUAAAGGAGAAUUAUGGAUAUUUGGUGGUGAAUUUACAAGUCCAUCAGAGUCACAAUUUUAUCACUACAGAGAUUUAUGGGUGUAUAGAUUUGCAGAGAAGAAAUGGGAAAAAAUUUCAUCUCCUGGUGGACCAUCUGCCAGAAGUGGUCAUAGAAUGACUCUUAUAAAAAAACAAUUGAUUGUUUUCGGUGGAUUUCAUGAUAAUUUAAGGGAUUACAAAUAUUACAAUGAUGUACAUAUAUUUAAUCUUGAUACAUAUACUUGGCACAAGAUUGAGCUGUCUGGUACUCCACCACUUCCCAGAUCUGGAUGUAUAAUGUUACCAACACCUGACAAUAAACUUCUUAUAUAUGGUGGAUACAGCAAAGAAAAGAUUAAGAAAGAUGUUGAUAAAGGUUAUGUUCAUAAUGACAUGUUUUUAAUGACACCUGAGAAAAAUGAUCAAACUGGUUUGAAAUGGAAAUGGGUGCUUGUAAAACAAUCAGGAAUUAAAAUAUCACCAAGGUGUAGUGUAUCAGCUGUUUUAGUUCAACCAAAUCUGGCCUACUUGUUUGGUGGAGUUUUUGAUAACGAAGAUGAUGAAGAAGAACUUCAUGGAACAUUUUAUAACGAUUUAGUGGCCUUAGAUUUAGAAAAAUUUCAAUGGAGAAUAGUGGCAUUACAUGGAAAGAAAGAUAUAACCACACGACGUAGAAGAAGAAAACCAAAAGAAGAUGCUGGACAAGAAAACGAUAGUGAAAAUGAAGAUGAUAAUCAUAGUGAAAUGCAAGAACCGUCAUCUGUUCCUACUGAAUCUGUAACAACUCAUGAUGAUGGAAUCUUCACAGUUACAAUAGGACCCGCGCGAACAUCUGUUACACAGGAACAGGAAAUCACAGAGAAGGAUGUAUUUAUGCCUUGUCCACGGAUAAAUGCUGCACUUGCCGUAAAGCAUAAUAUUUUAUAUUUAUAUGGCGGUAUGUUUGAAGAUGGAGACCGGCAAUAUACACUGAACGAUUUUUAUAGUUUAGAUUUUCGUAAAUUAGAUGAAUGGAGAACAAUAAUGUCAGAUGAUUUAUCUACUCAAACGUGGUUUGAUGCCAGUAGUUCAGAUUCGGAUAGCGAAGAAAUAGACGACAGUGACGGAAGUGAAAAUGAAUCGGAAGAUGAACAUAUGGAUGUUGAUGAAAAUUAAUACGUACCUGCCUUUAAUUGUAAAUGUACGAUAGUCUUAAUUCUUCAAUCUGAAUGUUUAUAAAAAAGAUUAUAAUACCAAUUUAAAUAUACUUUUCUACAAUUUA